Archocentrus centrarchus (flier cichlid) is the source of this 5776-nucleotide messenger RNA. It is a transcript of the gene usp19, whose product is annotated as ubiquitin specific peptidase 19. The record is from RefSeq and is a predicted model, not a curated record. Gene Ontology annotation, biological process: protein deubiquitination. Gene Ontology annotation, molecular function: cysteine-type deubiquitinase activity. Lineage: Eukaryota; Metazoa; Chordata; Actinopteri; Cichliformes; Cichlidae.
AUUCCUUGCUAAUCUUCCUGAUUCUGUUCUGGGAGAGUUCAGACCAGUAUCAUCGCCAAGAUAGCCGGGCCAGGCAGGAAGCGGCACACCUCAGAUCCAGACCCCAGCAGUGGUAGUGACUCUGGCGACGGGCGGCCUGUUAGUGCCAAGUGCCUGAAGAUGGCCAGCAGCAGUGGUAAUGGUGUGGCCAGUCGUGAGACGGUGGGCCAUUGUGGUGGAGCUCAGCAGAGAGGAGUCAGUGGCAAAGAAAACGGCUCAGACUUGUCCUCCAAUACCAGUAAGAAGAAGCAAAAGGACAGGGCCAACCAGGAGAGCAGAGAGGCUAAGAGGGCAGCUGCAGCAGCUGCGGAUGGGAUUAUUGCAGAGGUCAAGAAAGAUGUGUUUGUGGACUGGAAGCAGAAUGUCAAUGAAGUGACUGUCAGACGGCGCUGUGGGCCAGGGGGUGCAGAGAUAGAGGACAUCAACACCACCUUCACUGACACGCACUGCUGUGUGGAUUUCCCAGAUGGACGGCAGUGGAGCUGCCAACUGCAGGAGGAAAUUGAGGCCUCAUGUAGCAAAGUCCAGUAUAAGGAAAAGGGAGGUUUCCUCCAUCUCGUCCUGAACAAGAAGAUUCUUCACAUUUGGCCUUCUCUAAAGUCAAAUAAAAAGAAGGAGCCAGUACCCACAGAGACCAAAACAAACAUGAAGCCUGUUGCCUUGGAGUCAUCAGAGAAACCCAAACAGCCGUCAUCAAAUCUCCAGGCCCAGCCUCCCUCGUCACCUGCACACAGCGAGUCGAGACGCGGUGUCAGCAAACCAGGUGGCAAACGUAUCCUGAAACUAACUAAUCGUGAAAAGACUACAGACUCUGUAGGCGUUAACACUGUUGGAGAUGGCUCGAGCACCACCAGCAAGCCUGUUUACCAUCACAAGGGCGGAUCAGCCGCAUCGGAACCUAGUGCCAAAUGCACGAUUGUACGGCUGCCCGAUACCUCUAAGGAGGCUGCAUCACCGGACCUACCCUUCAAGUCCCCAGCAACUAACGGGAAAUCCCCCCAUGUCCACCUGCCCGCUGGUCGGAGCCCACAGACACAACGCAAAGAUGGAGACAACAGAUCUGAGACCUGUGACACUGGACAGGAACGGGGAGCAGGAGUUGCUGCUUCCACCUAUAACAACAGAACUCAGUUGGCUGAGAAGCGAAACCAGUCAUCGGAGAGGUCUGGUGCAACAGACAAGUCAUUAAGCCAGCCAGCAGUUCCUGUUAGCACUAGUGACUGUGUUAAACCUCGUCGCCUUCAACAAGGAAGUGAAUGUCACUUCUCCCAAGGGCAGGGAGACGGAACAGACUCUGAGCCAGAAAAACCUGCUGAGCAGGAAUCAGAGCAGGAUUCUCUGAGUCAGCAGCUCGGAGAAAUGGAGAUGGUACCAGUAACAGCCAUGGGAAUGGCAGCCAAACAAAGCCAGCCAUCUGGUGUAUCCCAGAAGCAGAGGAGCUGUGACGAAGAGGAGAAGAGGGACCAGUAAGAAGAGCCUCCACUGUAAAUGAAGCAACUGGAAGCCCCAGAGCCCAUGGUAAACCUGCAGUUUGAGAAUGAUUCAUAUGAGAAGGGCACGGACUUGAUGGUGGUCAAUGUUUACCUGAAGGGGAUCUGCAGGGAUACAGCCAGAGUCAUCUUUAGGGAACAGGACUUCACUCUCAUCUUCCAGACAAGUGACUGAUCUUCCUUUGGCUUCCUAUUACAGUGAUGCUGGUUUCUGCGGCUUCAUUCAGACUGUGGCUCAAACACAGUCUUCAAGUGGCAAGUCAGCCUCAGGAAUCUGAUCCAGCCUGAGCAGUGCAGCUACGCCUUCACUCCCUCCCCUGACAUCACUCUGAAGAAGAGACAUAGUCAGCGCUGGGGUCUGGAGGCCCAAGCCACACAAGGUCUGCUGCCAGGCUUCUACUUGUGCAGUGGUGGUGCUAAGGUUGCUGUGCCCUCCAGCCCUGCCUGCAUGGAGAAGAGCCAGCCAGGCAGCAGCCAGCACAACCUCACAGCCAAGGAAGAGCCUCCGCGAGUUGGGGGAAAACCCAAGGCCCCCAAGGCCUCAACCAGAGUGGAGGAUGCUGGUCUGGAUUCGGUGGCUCCACGCACCGUCUCCGAGCAUGUUGCCAUUAACAAGGCAGAGCCCACUCUUUCAACACCUAAGCCUACCUGCAUGGUGCAGCCCAUGACCCACGCGCCUCCUGCCAGCAGCGAGCGCCAUGAGGAAGAGGAAGAGAAGAAGGUGUGCCUACCUGGAUUUACAGGGUUGGUCAACCUCGGCAACACCUGCUUCAACAGCGUCAUCCAGUCCCUGUCCAAUACCAGAGAACUCAGGGACUACUUUCAUGACCGAGCAUUUGAGGCAGAAAUCAACUGCAAUAAUCCACUGGGAACAGGAGGAAGGCUUGCCAAGCUUGCUGUACUGCUCCGGGCUCUUUGGAAAGGAACUCACCAUGCCUUCCAGCCCUCAAAACUCAAGGCAAUUGUGGCGAGUAAAGCCAGUCAGUUUACUGGUUGCCAGCAUGAUGCCCAGGAGUUCAUGGCAUUCCUGCUGGAUGGACUCCACGAGGACUUGAACCGCAUCCAUAAACCUUACACAGAGACGGUCGACUCUGAUGGGCGGCUAGACGAAGUGGUGGCAGAGGAAGCAUGGCAGAGGCACAAGAUGAGAAAUGACUCCUUUAUAGUGGAUCUCUUUCAGGGCCAGUUUAAGUCCAAGCUUGUGUGUCCCACGUGCUCUAAGGUAUCUAUCACCUUUGACCCCUUCCUCUACCUGCCUGUCCCGUUGCCACAGAAACAAAAGGUGCUCUCAGUUUUCUACUUCGCUAAGGAACCUCAUAAAAAACCCAUUAAGUUUUUAGUGAGUGUGAGCAAGGAGAACUCCAGCACUGCUGAAGUCCUGGAACCCAUCUCCAGAAGUGUGAGGGUCAAACCCGAGAACCUCAGACUGGCAGAGGUGGGGAAGAACCGCUUCCAGCGCAUGUUCCUGCCAGCCCAUUCCCUGGAUACAGUGUCCUCUUCCGACAUGUUAUUCUGUUUUGAGGUCCUUUCCAAAGACCUGGCCAAAGAGAGAGUGGUGUUGCUCAAAGUGCAGCAGAAACUUCAGGUCCCCAAUAUCCCCAUCUCCAAAUGUGCUGCCUGCCUAAAGCCUCCAGUGUCUGAAGAAGACAAACUGAAGCGGUGCACUCGCUGUUAUCGUGUUGGCUACUGCAAUCAAGUGUGUCAGAAAACCCACUGGCCGAGUCACAAAAGUCUCUGUCGACCCAACACAGAGAACGUGGGCCUGCCUUUCCUGGUCAGUGUGCCAGAGUCUCGACUCUCAUAUGCCCGCCUCGUCCAGCUUCUGGAGGGUUAUUCCAGGUUUUCCGUCAACGUGUUCCAGCCUCCUUUCCAGUCAGGCAGAACAUCUCCUGAAACAUCACAAUGCCGAGCAGACCUCCCUCCAGUGCCAGCAGGCUCCCCUGAGAGCCCUGGGUCAGGAGAUGAAGCUGUGGGUGGUAGCACUACUGUAGGAGCAGGUAAUCUGGAGCUGGAGAGCCACUCGUCGCUGACUGAAUCCCAGGGAGAGUAUGCUCAGGCCUCAGCUAUCCACUCAGGGGAGUCAGAGUCCCUCUCCUCUUCCCAGACGUCCCUUUCCACCACACGGACUACAGAUUCAGGAUUCUCUGAGCCAAUCUCCUCCUCUUGCUGCUUUCUGGACCCUCAUGCUGAAAAAGAGACGUCCUGUGAGAAGACGGUGCGACCAGAAGCUGCAGUAACAGGGUAUCAGCAUCCAUGUGAAUCGGCCUCAGGUCAUGCUAGUCAGUUCUACAUAUCUCUGCUGGACUCAAACAACAAGGAACAAAGGCUGGAUGAGAAAGAAGACGCACUGGCAGACCUGCCUGAUGAUGCGACCCUGGAGCUGGUGUGGAAAAACAACGAGCGUCUAAAGGAGUACGUGCUGGUGAGCUCCAAGGAACUGGAGUAUGAGGAAGACCCUGGUUCUCUGAGUGAGACGGCCAGAGCAGGACACUUCACCCUGGAGCAGUGCCUCAACCUUUUCACCAAGCCAGAAGUGCUGGCACCUGAAGAGGCUUGGUAUUGUCCAAAAUGCCAGCAGCACCGCGAGGCCUCCAAGCAACUGUUGCUGUGGCGUUUGCCCAACGUUUUGAUCAUCCAACUCAAACGCUUCUCCUUCAGGAGCUUCAUUUGGAGGGAUAAGAUCAAUGACAUGGUUGACUUCCCAGUCAGGAAUCUAGAUCUAAGUAAGUUCUGUAUUGGCCAGAAGGAUGAGAUGCAGCAGCCCCCUAUCUAUGACUUAUAUGCAGUCAUCAACCACUAUGGGGGAAUGAUAGGAGGCCACUAUACUGCAUAUGCUCGCCUGCCAAGUGACAAGAACAGCCAGCGCAGUGAUGUUGGCUGGCGUCUAUUUGAUGACAGCACUGUAACAAUGGUGGACGAGAGUCAAGUGGUGACACGUUACGCUUAUGUGCUGUUCUAUCGGCGACGAAACUCCCCGGUGGAGAGGCCGCCACGCUUCCUCAGGCCUGUAGGAGCAGAGUCGCCCACUGCUGCCGGAGCUACUGCCAGCCAGGCCUCUAGCCAGUCGCUAUAUGGCACAGAUCUGGAUGCCGAAGGACCACCUACGUUGACCCCUGAGGUACCCUCUGACCUCUACGCCCACUCCAGCGAGUGCGCGGCACCAUCCUACAGCAACAUGGAGGAGGUGGAUUAGUGGCUUCAAGGACUGAUGAAAGAAAUGACAGGAGAGUUGGUGGUCCAUGGAGGGUCCCCCAAGUGGGAGCAGCUCCUCAGCUGAAGACACGUCUGCCCUCGUUGGCUACACUGGCAUCCGAAUCAGGUGUCCAGGGAGGGGUGGGGUGGGGCAAAAGGUGCAAUGCUAAAAGAUGUGGAGGUGGGCUUUUGAGGAUUUGACUGCACUCACUUGUGACAGACCUUUAGAUGCACACAUUAUUAUACUCACAUUAAUAAUCAUUGAAGAAGACUUAACAAGUUACACGUGUAGUUCAUCGGGUUCAUAUAGGGACACACUUGUAUAAUCUCAGAGCUCCUCUUAGCAGCUCCCAGUAAAGCUGCUGCUAACGGAGUUUCUCCUCCUCCACCUAACAAUCACCUAACAGAGGGUGUCCAUGCACCAAGCACCUUGUGGUCUGGUUUCAAAUGAAAAAAAGCUAAAAACCUGUUCUCGCUAACAUUAACCAGACCUGUGGUCAGUUAUUAGGGUAUAUUUGGAGACUUUGAUGAUUGUCGUAAUAUAAAUGUGUUUUUUUUUUUUCCCUUUUAAAGUUUGAUUUUCCUGGUUUGUUUGUGGCGGUGUAUUCAGUAAGUUGGACUGGAAUUGUAGCAACACAAAGGAAAAAUAUGUGAGAUGGUGCUGACCAACUUUUUUUUGUUAUUUGGUUUUGGUUUUAAUACAGACAGCACAUGCUUUCUGUCUUGUUGCUCUCUAAACUUGAUUUAGCUUUAGUUUCUCCAGCAUUUUUCUUUUGUACUUGUUUAGUUAUUCAACCUGUGGCUGCAUUUGUCAGAAGGCUUCAGUAUAAACUGAAAUGUGCAUGACUGCAUGUGACCCUCGCCCCUUGUCAGAUGUCCCCUCACCUCCUCUUGCUGCAUUUCAUUAUUUCUGUUUUUUGUGAGUUGUCUAGCCUCACCUUCUUUCCCCUCCUUUGUAAUGGACUGCAUAUAUAAUGUGGGGAUCAUUAAGAAUGCUGCUGUGGAUACAUAUAAAUGGUUAAUAUAAAUAAAAACAAUUUUGAGAAUUGCUGAAA